CAGACAGACGAGUCUUUGAAUAUUUAGUGACUCCAGUGUGUAACGUGGUAUGAAUUUAAGAUUUCUCUUGUGUGUCGGUACAGAGAUGCAGACGGAGCGUGCAAAGAGGAUGGACUCUGCAGGAGAAGAAGCGUCCCUGAAUUCACCUGAGCUGCCCUGGAACCAGCUCUAUUUGAAGAGAAGGACUGAGUCCAGGAUCCAGUUAAGGAGGAGAGUGUGCUUCACUGGCCCUGCUGCUGCUGCUGCUGUUACCGGGGUAUUGGCAAUCCUCAUACUGGCUGCUGACAGUGUGAGCAGUGACAGAGAGUUUGUGAAAGUCUCGAGCUCAGUGAAGUGUACUGAGGGGCAGGACUGUAUCCUGAGCUGCACCUUCUACUACACAGCCUGGGAUGAGACGUCAGAUGUGAUCUGGAGAAGAGCAGAAACGGACCACAUUGUUCACAGUUACUAUAAGAAUACAGACCAUCUUGCCCAUCAGCUCCCUCAGCAUGUGAACAGGACCAGCCUGUUUGAUUCUGAGCUGCAGCGCGGGAACGCUUCACUGCUGCUGAGGAGAGUCAGGGAGGAAGACGCUGGGAAAUACAAGUGCUCUGUUUCCACUCCCAGACUGUCCGGGUUGGGCCUGACUGAGGUAGUCGUGGUUCCGGCUCCACCCACAACAGCACCAGCUCAUGUGACAGUCCCGAGCUCUGACCGACACGCCUGGUGGGGUUUAGGAGCAGUUCUUCUUUGUGUGAUUGCAGGGCUCUGUGUCGGUCUGUGGCUCUAUAAAAAACACGCAGGUUGCUGCUGGAAGUCCAGCAAGGCUUCUAGUCCAGCACAGGCAGUGCCGUUAUCAGAUGUGAUCGAGGAGCCCAGUGAAGUCUGACUGCUCAAUUUAUCCAGUUUAAUACAAGCUCCACUUUGAAGUCACUUUGAAUUAGGAAACGUGAUCAGUGUUGAAGACAAAUUUUAAAAAUCACAUUGUUUCCGAGACAAUUGAACUAUAAUCUGUACUCUCAUUGUCUGUGCACAAUAUUGGAACAAUCCAGCAAAGAGAUACAGUAGUUUAUUCAACAUGACAUUAACCUCUUCAGCUCCAGGAUGCACAUCAAAGGAAAGAGCACUUGCAGUACCACGCCCUGCCUGCGCACGUCAAGGUUUGCCUUCUGUUCUCUGGAGUUUUUAUUUUCAAUCUGAUCUUUGUAUUCAUGCUCUGAGGCAGGGUUGUCCAUAUGUUUAAGUUGUAGCACGUUUGCGCUUUUGUUGUUUUUAAAUAUUGCAAUCUACUCAAACUGUUUGCUUUUAGCAUGCUUGCACACUCUCUGUGUUUCUGGAUACUGCACUACGCACUUUGUUUUGGAUUUGUUUAAAUUACUACUGCUUUGCACACAACACUGCCAUAGGAAGUGACUUGAAGUUUUGUGAUAGUCUGUGGGACAACACCGCUCAGCGCUGUGACAAGGUACCUGACUCUUUAAGAGCGUGUCAGUUUUUGUGUAGAGAAGGAGAGAGAAGGGUGUGGUUGCUGUGUGGGCUUGUUAGAAAAAGUAUUUUCAAUCUACUGCUUGGGGGGGGGGGACAACUC
Molecule: messenger RNA, 1567 nt
Organism: Acipenser ruthenus (sterlet)
Lineage: Eukaryota; Metazoa; Chordata; Actinopteri; Acipenseriformes; Acipenseridae
Product: CD276 antigen-like
Exons: 2
Coding region: 50-868 (272 amino acids)
Biological process (GO): immune response; T cell costimulation; cell surface receptor signaling pathway
Cellular component (GO): external side of plasma membrane
Source: RefSeq, a predicted model, not a curated record